UCGUCGCUGUUGACGGGUAUAAAAAGGACUGCGAAGUGGACGAGUGAAUUUGGAUUCAAAAUGAAGUGUUUCGCCCUGCUUUUAGUUGCAGUGCUUUCGGUCCAAGCCGGCAAGGUGACAAUCAAGGGCACUUGUGUCGACUGCAAUCAGCCGGAGACAACCACGCCAAGAGCACCGCAGCCAAGCCGCGGAUCCAGUGGUGGACAUGGACGGCAUCAGACAACGAUUAAGCCGAAGCCUUUACCCGCCCGCCGCGUUGUGAGCCAUGCGGAUAACGAUGAUGACGAUUGGAGCUUGGGUGGCGGCAAUAGCUGGGGACUACAUCAGUCAAUUGGCGGGGGACGAGACGGAGGUGUGUCCCAGCAUAUCACAGGGGGUCACCGCUAUAAGCGCCAAUGGGGGGGACGUCAAAUAAUCCGAACCGGCGGCGGUGAUGGGGAUGGCGGCUGGGGCGGUGGUCCUAUAACUACAAUUGAUUCUCGUGGCCAACCUGGAACAUUUGUGCGGAAUAACGACUGCGUCGGUUGCAAUAUACGUGGUUAGACCACCUGAGAUUAUCUGUGAAACAGAAAGAAAACAAAAUAAAUACACUAAUACAUCGAUAUUGUGGUUAAACCCAAGUGAUGUAUUCCCCAGAAUUCUCUCUCGAA
Drosophila willistoni is the source of this 650-nucleotide messenger RNA. RefSeq lists its product as uncharacterized. The coding region runs from base 61 to 543 and encodes 160 amino acids. The transcript is spliced from 2 exons. Gene Ontology annotation, biological process: defense response. Lineage: Eukaryota; Metazoa; Arthropoda; Insecta; Diptera; Drosophilidae. The record is from RefSeq and is a predicted model, not a curated record.